AUGGAACAGUCCAUUGCCUCAUGGGAGAGGUUUCUGGGGGAAAAUGAAAAGGUUGAGUUUGUCUGGCUGCAGUUUCUUUCCUACACGUCGAAUGCCCUCGUCCGCAUUGUCCCCCGAACCAAAUUUGGGGACAUGCUCAAUGAAGGACAGUUCCUUACCAUGACCAAGUCUAUCCUUCACCUCCUUCCUGGAGAUCGCCUUGCCGAGGGGGCCAGUCCCUCCGGUAAGCUCCACCUUCGUCCCGAUUUUAGCACGGCCUACUGCCAAGCUGGCUCGAAUGGCAGUCGCGCGGUUGUUGCCGUGGAUUGUGUAGACGAGAACGGGGUUCCAAUCGCGGAAUGUGCGCGGUCAAAAUUACGGGAGCUACACCAGAUCCUUAAGCGGGAGAUGGGAUGUGGCCUGUUGGUUGGGUUCGAGGUGGAGGUCAUGUUUCUACGACCCAGACAGGAAGGUGGAGUCACCACCGACUACGAGCCCGUGAAUUUGCAGCAUGCGUUUACUAGCAUGACUCCAGAAGAUCGUACCUAUCUCGGUCUGAUCGAGGCCGUUGCCCGAGCCUUGUCCACAGUCGGCAUCGCCUUGGAGCAGUUCCACGCCGAGGCAGGCCCUGGUCAAUGGGAAUUCGUGCUACCACCCGCAGAGCCACUGCGGGCGAUUGACAUAUUGCUACGGGCUCGCGAGACUAUCAUGAAUGUCGCCCAAACAUUCGGAUUACGAGCGACGGUCUCAACACAACCCAUUCCUGAGCAAGCGUGCAACGGGGCCCACGUACAUUUGUCCGUCAACGCGCUGACCAAAGACAACAGUCUUGGGUCUGAGGACUUGGUACAGAAGGCAGAGUCCUUUUUUGCAGGAAUCGUGCGGCAUCUGCCUGCCAUCCUGGCCUUUUCACUGCCCAGCGACAUCAGCUAUGGGCGCAUCGCAACUGGGAUCUGGAGUGGAGGCGAGUAUGCCGCGUGGGGCUGGGAAAAUAAGGAGGUCGCGCUGCGGCGGAUUCAGAACAACCGGUUCGAAAUCAAAUUGGUGGAUGGCCUCGCGAACCCGUAUUUGGUAUUGUGUGCACUACUCAGCGCUGGGAUUAGCGGGAUGCGAGAAAAAUUACCGCUCACAGGAGGAAACUGUGCCAAGGCCGCCGCUCGCUUGUCCGCCGAGGAGCGAGAGGCCCUAGGAGUCAAAGAUCUGUUGCCCACCACGCUGGACGCAAGCAUGGCGGCCCUAGAAGGAGAUCGUCAGAUGCAAGAUGUGAUGGGACCGGUCAUUGUUUCGUCGUACCUCUCCUUGAAGAGAGGCGAGGCAGGGUUCCUUCGUGCGAUGGAUGACGAUCAGCGAAGGAUUUGGCUGAUUGCAAGAUACUAG
Molecule: messenger RNA, 1356 nt
Organism: Penicillium samsonianum
Lineage: Eukaryota; Fungi; Ascomycota; Eurotiomycetes; Eurotiales; Aspergillaceae
Product: FluG family protein
Exons: 1
Coding region: 1-1356 (451 amino acids)
Molecular function (GO): glutamine synthetase activity
Source: RefSeq, a predicted model, not a curated record